AUAUUCCCGGUAGAUACCGGCAGGAUGUGUGAGAGCAGAGCGGUUCCGAGCGGGAAGGUGUACCGACAGCUGUUUGACGCUCAGGUCCAGCUGUCCAGGUCUCUGCUGGCUGGACGGAGAGACACAGACUGUCUGUCUGCUGAGGACAGCAACACAACCAGCAGGAUGUUGUGUCCUCUCUCCAGCAGGGGGCAGCAGGUGGAUGAUGAAGAUGAUGAAGACGUUGAAGAUGUCAGCAGACUACCUGACUCUGUGGUGGUCAAUUUCCCGAGCUCUGACAUCAUCGAACGACUGACGGAGAAAAAAAGUCAAAAACACAAAGAAGCUCUGAAACAGCUGGAGACCGAGCUCACACACCUCACACAGGUGUGUGAGACUCAGGUGAGGUACGUCAGUGUGGAGCUGCUGUCCUCUCUGCAGGAUGUAUACCUCAGAUUGAAAUCCCUGAAGGACAGAAUGGAACACCUGGAACAUGACAGUGUGCAGGAGGUGUGUGUUCUCUGGGAGCAGGUGGAGAGGCAGGUGAAGCUGAAGGAGAUCAGGAUCCAGGAGCUGAACCACAAACUGACUGAAUCUGAGACUCAACGAACCGCAGAGAUCAGAGCUGUGCUCAGGAAGUACCUCCACCUGCUGCAGAAGAUCAGCUACCUGCCUCCACCUGAUGUCUGCCGGCUGAUCCACACCGAGGCCACGAUGUUGAACCAGUCUCUCCUCUCAAACCGACGCAGCGUCGCACGUCUGCUGCUGCGCCUCCAAGAGGAGAACCUGCAGCAGGAGAACCUCCUCCGUCUGCACUGGGAGGAAAGCCUGGACCGCUGGAGGAGGAGCAGAGUCACCCAGGUUAUAGACCGCUUCAGGGCUCUCUGCAGCAGUGAGGGGGAGCCGCUGCUACAGAAGCUGAAACCAGAUCUGACAAAACAUCGUGAAGACAUGGUCUACAGGAUCUGCUUUCUGGUCCCACCCUCCUGCUCCACUGUCCUGGUCUCUGAUUGGUUCAACCAGCUGUCAGCCAUCAAUCAACAGAUCGACGCUCUUCACACUGACUUCCUGCAUCAGCUGCGUUGUUGUUAUGAACAGCAGUGGCAGGAUGGACUGGCAGAGGUGGAGCGCUGUGAGGAGGCGCUGUCAGCUCUGCAGCUGUCAGAGCAGGAAGUGAGUGACAUCAUCAACUCUCAGCUCCUCACUCUGAUUGGACAAAGCCAAAGUCAGGUUGAAGAGCGAUUGGCUGCUUUAGAGCGCUGCAGUGACUCUGCUACCUGCCGUGCACUUGCUCUCACCAGGUGUGUGUUUGUUGUGAUGCGAGGGGCAGCGUUGCUAUGGGAGACGCACAGCCGCAGGUUAGAGACCAGAGAAGAAGAAAUAAAACAACACCUGGAGGACCUGCGACGCUCACAGCAGAGAAACACACAGAGGAGGAAGGUGCAUCUUGACGACCUGCUGGGGGCGCUGCGUCAGGGGAGCAGCGAGGACAAUCUGAGGACAAACCUGGAGAGAUGUGUCCUAUACCUGCAGGACAUCAAACACAGCUGCACACAGUGUGUCUCUGAUCAGGGGGAGGUGUUGGAGCGUCUCCCCCCCCUGCUCCUGGAAGAGCUCCUCUCCUACAGCAGCAGCAUCAGCUCCUUCUUCCACCUGGGACACACCUACACACCGAGUCCAGAAGAGCUGCAGACCCUCCUCCCAUCCUCCAGCGCCCCCCCUACCCCGGAAGCCAAUGAUGGCGCUGAAACCACGAAACCAGAGAAUCAUCCAAUCAGCGAUCAGAACGACACAGACCCCGCCCAGCCCUCCCAGGAUUGGCUGACUGAGGCUGACUCCUCUCUGAUAGAUUUCUGUGACAUCAGCAGUUUUGUUACGUUUACAUCAGCGAGGGGCGUGGCCUACAGUGGCCCCGCCUUCAGAUGCCCCGCCCCUGACCUGCAGCAGGAAACUCAGCUGAGCCUGUUUCCUGCAGAGCUGCUCACACAUGCACUGAGCAGGACACGGACGCUGUUCUUGGAUCACCUGGAGCAGCGUUUCCAUGACGUCCUGAGCUCUGCGGUUGCCAUGAUGACAGAAAGGAAGGAGGCGGUCCUUACGGAGCAGGAAGUCCUGAUGCAGCAGCUGCACCCCCGACACAUCAAGACCCACAUCUACCUGCCCCGCCUGGCUGAGCUGCAGCUCCACAGACAGCAGGUGGAUGCUCACUGUGAGGAGGUGGAGGAGGUGCUGUCCUCCUGCAGGGUGGAGCUGCAGGAGCUUCAGUCCUCCGUCAGGAGGAGGAACCAGCAGCUCUCCGUCCGCCUGUCCAACAUGGAGGAGCACGUCCUGUCAGCGGACAGCAGCUCCAACGGCAACACUCUGCUGCAGGCUGUAAGCUCCACCCUGCAGGACUGUCUGGAUGAACAUAUCAAACACACCCAGCGCUGUCAGACCUCCUGCAGACAGACGGUCCAGUCCCGCCUGCAGGAGGUCCGGAGCAGAGCAGCACACCUCCUCACCGGCUUCAGGUUGUUCAGUGAAGGAGGGGACUUCGCUCCUCAGGAGGUGAAGGUGUUCCAGAGGAGGCUGAAGGAGGAGACCAAGCAGAUCAAUGCCACAGAGGAAUCCAUCUCCUCCGAGCUGGAGGCGUUCGAGUCCCACAGUUUACAGCAGCUGAAGGAGGCGUCCGGGAGUUUAGAGGAGAAACUCUCCCUCCUGAAGUCUGAGAUGGGGUUCAUGGAGAAGAUCCAGAAAAUCAUCGGCAGCACACAAGUUCACAUCAAGGCUGAGGCAGCCAGCAGUAACCAGCAGCAGUCGGCCAUCAGCAGCAGGUUGGAGGAUCUGAGGAGGCUGUUGGAGAACAAACAGGAACACACUCAGGUGUCUCCAGAUCAGGUGUUGUCCCUCCUGUCAUCAGUGAAUGAAGAAGUCAGGAAGCGCUGUCAGUACCUCGACAUUUCAUUGGAAGGCCUCUCGGCUCGUCCCAAAUCCAGAAAGCCAGUCCACUCAGCCCGCCCUCUUGGUGAACUGCAGACCAGCAGGUCAGGUGUGGACCUCCUCUGGGACCCUGUUGUGGACGUCAUCAGGUCCCUGAACAGGUUCUGUGAGGACCAGGACUGUGGAGGAGCAGAGGAAGCGGAGGGAGGAAGACCAGCUGCUGCAGGGCAGAGUCCACUGCAACGGAAAUGUACUGAGUCUGUCAUGGCACCAAGUGUGAGGAGGGGCUGCAGGUCCAACAUGACUGAAAGAACGUUCCAGGUUUACAGACCAGAACCAGAACUGAACCCACACUCCUUCCCCUCUGCACUGAACUGUGUGUUGUGGAGAGCCAACAACGUCCUCCUGCAGGUUGCAGAGGGCUUCUAUCAGAGCGAGCGUCUCAGCAGGUUCCUCCUGGUACCUGACAGUUUCGACCAAUGGGCAGAGAGCAUGCAGCAGAGGCUGCUGGGAUACCAUGAACAGAGCAGGACGCUUCUGAGAACGAGCAGAGAGGAGGUGGUGUCCCAGCUGUCUGUGUUGGAGGAGCUUCUGCCUUCGUUUGCAGCAGUUUUAAUAAGUAACCAUGAGCAACGUCAGGGGGCGGGGCUUAGAGAGGAGAUGGGCGGAGUCAGACUCAAGCUGAAGGACACGCUGGCAGCCAGUGAGGAGGAGAAGCGUGUGAACGUCCGUCAGCUGCGAGCGUCUCUCAGAGACGAGGAUCUCCAGUCUCUGAGCAUCAGAGAGAAGCUCAGACAGCAGCGGCUGCACAGUAACAUCUGCACCAAACACCUGGAACUACAGGUGUGUUUGAGAGUCCGAGGGGAGGAGUUUGUGACAUCACUGGCCUCUCUGACAGAGCAACUGCUCUCACAACUGGACAACCAGCCCAUACCUGAAGUAACCGAGGCUGCGGCGCCACACAUGCGCUCUGAUGUUGGCACCGUUACCAUGGAGACAUCCAGCAGGGUCUGGCCUGGGAUCCCCUACCUGCCCGCCCCCACCAGCUGCACACCUGAGUCCCCGUCCACUGUUACCACGGCAACAACAGCCGCCAUCACCACCUCCAGGUGCACCCUGGGACAUCUGGCUGUCAUCGAACAGAGGGACGCUGCUGUGAAGAGGUUCGAGCAGCUGUUCAGGUCGGAGGUGUCCCUUUUAGACAACGACCAACGAAGAAGACUGAGUGAACUACAGAUCUGGAUCACACACUGGAGACAGCAGAUACACACACUAACACACACACUCUAACACACACUGGAGACAGCAGAUACACACACUAACACACACACUCUAACACACACUGGAGACAGCAGAUACACACACUAACACACACACUCUAACACACACUGGAGACAGCAGAUACACA
This is a messenger RNA of Trematomus bernacchii (emerald rockcod), 4306 nucleotides long. RefSeq names its product coiled-coil domain containing 180 (gene ccdc180). The coding region runs from base 25 to 4188 and encodes 1387 amino acids. The record is from RefSeq and is a predicted model, not a curated record. The transcript is spliced from 37 exons. NCBI's taxonomy places the organism in Eukaryota, Metazoa, Chordata, Actinopteri, Perciformes, Nototheniidae.